This is a messenger RNA of Brassica rapa (field mustard), 13742 nucleotides long. RefSeq names its product lariat debranching enzyme. NCBI's taxonomy places the organism in Eukaryota, Viridiplantae, Streptophyta, Magnoliopsida, Brassicales, Brassicaceae. Gene Ontology annotation, molecular function: RNA lariat debranching enzyme activity. Gene Ontology annotation, cellular component: nucleus. The record is from RefSeq and is a predicted model, not a curated record. Gene Ontology annotation, biological process: mRNA splicing, via spliceosome.
CCGGAUUUAACCGAAUUAAUUGAACUUAUCCGAACUUAACCGAAUUAAUUGAACUUAUCCGGACUUAACCGAAUUAAUUGAACUUAUCCGGACUUAACCGAAUUAAUUGAACUUAUCCGGAAACGACAUCGUUUCUAGUCUCUUCUUCCUCCUCGACCGGCGAUAUUUGAUUGUCGGAAACAAACCCUAGCUAAUCAAUCCCAGCAUCUUCUCUGCUCAUACUCAAUUCGUCUACCUACUGCUCCUUUCGGCUUUAUCCAGGAGCAUUAAAUUUUGAGCUCUCCUGAAACAAACAAAAAAAGAGAGAGAGAGAGAGAGAGAGAGAGAGAGAGAGAGAGAUGAAGAUUGCUAUUGAAGGGUGUAUGCAUGGAGACCUCGACAAUGUGUACAAGACCAUUCAACAUCACGAACAGAUUCACAACACUAAAGUCGAUCUCCUCCUCUGCUGCGGCGAUUUCCAGGCUGUGAGAAAUGAGAAAGACAUGGAUAGCCUUAGCGUACCUAUAAAAUACAGAGAGAUGAAGUCCUUCUGGAAGUACUACUCCGGCCAAGAAGUCGCCCCCGUUCCCACUAUUUUCAUCGGUGGGAAUCACGAGGCUUCCAACUACUUGUGGGAACUGUAUUAUGGAGGUUGGGCUGCCACCAACAUCUACUUUCUAGGCUAUGCCGGGGUUGUCAAGUUCGGUAAUCUGCGAAUUGGAGGCCUUUCUGGUAUUUACAAGGGGCGAGAUUACCGUUCAGGACACUAUGAGCGGCCGCCAUAUAACCAAAGCACAAUCAAAUCAGUCUAUCAUGUUCGUGAGUAUGAUGUCCAUAAGUUGAUGCAACUUGAAGAGCCGCUUGAUAUAUUCCUCUCCCACGACUGGCCUGUUGGAAUCACUGACUAUGGAGACUCAAGAACACUUAUUCAGCAAAAACCCUUCUUCCAGGAAGAGAUCGAGGCGAAAACUCUUGGAAGCAAACCAGCGGCUCAACUGCUAGAGAAACUGAAGCCUCGGUAUUGGUUCUCAGCUCACUUACACUGCAAAUUCGCCGCUGCUGUUCAACACGGGAACGAUGGCUCGGUGACAAAGUUUCUUGCCUUGGAUAAAUGCGGUCCAGGGAAAAAGUUUCUACAGAUCAUUGAUAUAGAGUCAGAGCCUGGACCUUUUGAAGUCAUAUACGAUGAAGAGUGGCUAGCAAUAACACGAGAGUUCAAUUCUGUUUUCCCGCUAACACAGAGACCAGCGAGUUUCAGCUCUGCUGCAAUGGAUAUACAAGAGAGUCGAGAGUGGGUGAGGAAGAAGCUAGAGGAAAGGCAGUUUAAACCUUUUGAGUUUGUAAAGACGGUCUCUGCGUAUAACCCUUCACAACGUAUCUUUGAUCCCAUACCUGAGAUCCCGCAGAAUCCUCAGACACUGUCUUUGUUAGAGCUGCUUGGUCUUCCAUAUCUCCUUGACUCAUCACCAGUAACAGGUGAAAGAACCGCCAUCCCUGCUUCACCGGUUCGAACAGAUUUUCAAACGUAUGAUAGUGAAAAAGUCCAUAUUGAUGAUAUCGAUGAAAUAGAAGAGAUAAUUGAAGCCAAGAACGAUUGCACACCAUGUUAGUGGGGAAAAAGAUUUGGAGACUAAAAAUGAGGUUUUCGCUUUACAUGUUGAUUUAUCAAGACUAGUUUUAUUUGUGAUGUUAAAAAGUUAAUCAAUACUAUUUUAUUCAUAUUUUUAUCUAUUUCAAAAAAUUAAUUCAUAUAUCAAUUUAAUAUUAUAGAAAUACAUAGUGAAAAUCAUCGAACAAAUAAAACAUAAAUUUAAUGAAUUAACAAAAUACAUUAAUGUAUUAAAAAAAUUAUUUGAUUCAUUUUUAAUUUAAAAUUUGAAUUAAGUGGGAAAUAUUUGUUAUCUAAUUUGAAAUAAAUGAAUUUAAAAUUGGAUUGGUAAAUGAGUUGGAAAUUUUUUAGAUCAUAAAUCAAUAUGAUUUGAGUGGAUUCAACCAAUUUCAAUUGAAUUAAAACAUAUAAUAAAAAUUAGAAUUUUGUUAUUCAUGUUGGAAUGAGCUUUAUAUUUUUGAGUUGAGAAGGGUCCCUCUCUACUGUGAUUGUGACAAGUCAAAUAUCUUGGAAUCUUGUCAUAUAUCUUGGAAUACGUAUGUUCUCUCGUUCUUUAUUCAGAAUGUGUAUUAGAAUGAUAGAGAAAAAAAAUUCACGCCUCAUAUUUUUCUGUGUAGGUAACACAGCAAGCUGAAUCAGAAGACUCUACGGAAACAAAACUUGUUGAGAAAGUGACUCCUAUUCAGAGUCGGUUCUUGUCUUUUCAAGCUUGCAUGUGCGCAUGGAUAUCACCAGUGUCAUUUAGCUUGAAAAGAUGUUAUUAACUCCCAAAUGAAAUGAUUUGAAGAUGGGAUUGAGUUGGAGACAUGUCCCAUUUGUUAUGAUUACGCUCAACCUCAUGAGAUGUUUGAAGUGCCGACUUGUUUCCACCGUGUUUGCAUUUCUUGCAUGAAGAAACAAGUCACAGAAUUGGUGCACGGUUGGAAAGCAACACAUUGCCCUUGUUGCAAGACAGAAAUUCUGAUAGAGGACUGCAAAAGCAUUGAUGAUCCGGGACACAUCAAUAUCAUAAUACACCACAAGAGGAAAGACAUGAUACACGUAGCUGUCAGACCACAGUCGAACUCGUCCGAAGGCUGCCAACACAUGACAUGCAUGUACUUCUCAUUUGUUUUAUUUGUGAGUUUACAUAUGUGUUGCUGAGAUUUUGUUUCCUACAUUUUGCUUUAUCAUCGUAAGUUUUAUUUGUGAUGUAAAGGAAAAGUGAUUAUUAACUAUUUAUAUUCAUAUAAUCUAUCUAUUUGGAAUUUAAUUUAUUUUAUAUAUCAACAUAAUAUUGUUAAAAUACAUAAUGACAAUCAUUAAAUAAAUAAAACAUAAAUAAUGAAUGAACAUAGAUUAGCAAAGAACAAUGUCAAAGAAUCUGCAAGUUGUUUCGCUACUAUAUAUUUGACAAUUUUCUUUGCUAAUAUAUGUUUCAAGAUAUGUAUUUGAGAUUGUUCUUUGCUAAUGUAUAAUCUGUUUUUUAUUUGUUUUUAUUGAUGUUCUAUUGUAUAUAUAGGUUACCACAGAAAUUAUUUCAAUUGAAGUUUUGACAUUUGUUAUAAUUGUCCAAUUUGGUCUCAGCAUUAGGUUCUAAUUUUUCUGUGAGAAUGAUUUAAUUGACCAAAAUUUGAGCAUGAAAUUUUGAUACACAUACAUUUUACUUGUGACUUUUAAGAAAAAGUGAAUUAUUAACUAUUUAUAUUCAUAUUUGUUUUCUAUCUAUAAUUCAUAUAUUUUAUAUCAACAAAAUAUAUGUUUAAGUACACAAUGAUUUUGGUUUGGGAUUGCCACUUUGCUUAUGUGGUAAAUUACAUUCCUCUUGAACAAUCUAUAGUUUAACAACAAUCUACAUUUUUGUAAUACUAUAUUUCACAUUGACAUUUAAUUUUGAGGAACUAACCAUGUGAGGUAAUCGACAUGGUGAACAACAUUAAGGUUAACUUAGAGACUUGUCUAAUCCGAUACAAAUACGUUUUGAUCUGACGAAAAGUUUGAGGUGUCGACAUGCAACACAUCUGCCUAGUUUGCAUGAGAAAAAAAGUCACAUAGGUACUACACGGUUGGAGACUAUCUAGCUGUCAAGGUGGAUCGAUAGGGAUCGAAAUCAAAGAAGAGCAUAGAUUCAGGAUUUGAGAUCUUUCGAGUCAAAGAAAAAGAUAUUCCGGUAGCUUGACAAGAAGAAUGAUAAGAUCAUUGAGUUCGCUUGUGUUGUAGGCACAGGGGGUAACCCACGAAUUGGUUGAAUGGUGGAACCAAGGUUUAAACUUGAAAACAAAGAGAACCGAUUUUUAUGAAUUUUUUUGAGUUUUAUAAUGCAAACAAAAACAAUUAUGAAAAUGAAUGAGAUGAUGAUGAUAAUGAUAAUAAAACAAGACAAAUAAACAAAGGAUAGGAUGGAAUCAAGCUGCUGGUUGUGUUACACUCUCAGCUUGAUCAAAUGAUGGUUGAAGUGGAAUGAGAUGGAGCUUUGCUUGCUGGUUGUGUAACUCUCUCAAGCUUGGCCAGUGGUUGGGAUGGACGAAAUGGAUUGAUAGACACCACAAAGAUCUAUGGAAGGGAUCUUUGAUAAGCCUGGUUGCUCUGGAGCUGUUUUUCACACACUCAAAAGACUUAGCAAUAGUUUUGAGAAACUAAAAAAACUGUAUUUUCAUUCAUAAAAGUUCAAGGGUAGUUUACAAAGACAAACUAAUUGAGCUUUAUAGGCUCGACUACUGGAACUCUCUAACAGUCAUAAAAUAACAUAAGGAAAGAAAUAAAAUCGAAAUAAUAAACUUGGAAGCAAAAGAAUUGAUGGCUCCAUGAAAACUAGCCGUUGGAGGCUUUAUGAUGAGAAUCUUGGCCAAAUGAAUGUAGAUGGUGUUCUCCUUGUAUCUGGACGGUUUGAGGGGAUAACUAAGCUUCCUAAGAACCUUCUUGAUGGUUUGGAAUGUGCUGAGGUCGUGCCUAAUCUGAAGGAAAAAGAGCUGUUGGACAUUAAUGUCGGUUUGCUCCAAAUAAGGCAGGUUUGAGUAAAUGAGGAUCGUCCUGAUCCAAUGUUGGCUGGUGCAUUGUAUAAACUUGUAGAACUCUUCUGGAUCUCUGGAUAGACUUCCUGAAUGUAUUGAUUGAUCUCCUGGUCGCCAAUUUCUGGUUUGAAGCUGAUUGAACCAGCUAGCUUUCAAUUGAAGCAAGUGUAGAACUAGUUUGGCCGGUUUUGGAGAUUGGAUCAUAACAUCAUAAUUCCGUGGUCAUUCUCCUGAUAAUGGGCUUUCUGGAAACCUGAGAGAUCCCUCUUGAAUCCUAUGAUGGGAUUUGGUUCAGGCUGCUCCUUCCUUGGGCUGGAAUCUCCUUCUAAAGUUGGGUACUCACAGAUGGACAGGCUGGAAAACCUCUUACUUGUAAAAUUUAUAACCUCUUGCUCCGUGAAUAGUUUGGCUCUAUUCCAAUUGGGCUGGACUCCUUCUUGAGUGUAGAAUCCAAUAAAAUUGGUUUCAUGUUGAAAUUCCUUCUGGUUGUAGAGAUAUACGCCUUGGACGGAACCUCGGUCGCUGGUACCUCCUAGAUGGCCGGUUUGGAAAGUUUGGUGAGACUCUGGUUGAACCACGGAUUUCAGGGCUACAACAGCUUGGAGCCAAAAGGUCAGAGAUUCGCCGUGAUCCACGGUAACUUACCGAGACCAGAUGUCAGUUUCUACUCAAUGCGGACCCCUGGAAGAGUUUUAAAGCUAGUUACUCUCAAAGACAAGCAAGCCAAUGCCCUCUUCUGGUCUCCCACUGGCAAACACAUGAUCAUAGCUGAUGGGUUAUGCUUAUGAAUAUGGCAACUGCUGACAACUUCAUGGCCACAGAUAUCAAGUGGGAUCCAACUGGAAGGUAUACCUACCUUAAACAUCACUCCUUAAGAUAUAACUAUGUUUCUCAGUUUUUUUUAAUUUUUGUUUCUUUUUUCAGGUACGUUGCAACUGUUGUGACAUCAUCGGUGAUGGAGGAUGGGUUUUACAUUUGGUCCUUGAUGGGAAGUUGCUUUACUGAACACUCAAGGAACAAGUCUUUCAGGUAUAAUUCAUAAAACUAUUAUUACUUGCAAUGCAAGUCUGUUUUGGUUUUCAGUUUGCUUGGCGUCCAAGACCACUGUUUUUGUUGUCAGAGCAAAAGGAAAAAGAGGUGAAAAAGAUCUGCGGCAGUCCAUGGAGAGGUACGAGGAAGAAGACGAAGACGAAGAAGUGUUGGAUUUGUUAAGCAGACAAGAGAUGGAGAAGAGAAGAGUCAUGGAAGAAGAAUGGGAGAUGUGGAUAAACAAGUGGAAACAGCUGCAUGAGGAAGAGAAACUCCAAACGCAAAAUCUCUUGGUGAGGGAGAAGAAGAGGAAGAAGAGCAUUAUUAUGAGACCAUUGAGGAGUUGAUGAAUGUCUAUGAGGAAGUUGUUUCCUUGGAACCAUGAGCAAGAAUAAAAUGUGGUUUUCUCUUUAUUCUUGUUUAAUUUUUUUUUUGAAUAAAAUUUGGUUGCUUCAUAUUUGGUAGCACAAUAUAACAAUUUAGAAUAGUAAUAAUCUUUAUAUGGAUUAUAACUAUAUGUUUUUAUCUGAUGGUAUACUACAUUGUCUCCAAUAAGUUCCUAGCAUGUGCAGAAUUAUACAUCACUUAUAUCAUUAUUUAGGACCGUUAUGCUCAUUAUGAAACUUGUUGACGAGAUGAGAUAUAACCAAAGUGUAUAUUUUUAAUCAGAGGUUAAAUCGAUCACCAGACAAAAGAUUUGGAACAGUUCUGGUAAAUUGGAUAUUUAGUAAGACUCGGUUUGAUACAUGAGAACCACAAUCUUAUGUUGUUAUGAUAUGUGUAAACCAUCCAAAUUACUGGCUAGUUAUUAGUACUAGGGGCAUUGCCUCCGCACAAGCGCGGAGUUGUGGACAGAGUUCUUGUUUCAUCUCAAUAUUUGCCAGAUCAUUGUAGUUGUGAAUUUUGUGUUUUGGGUUAAUCAUUGUUUUUCAAGUUUUUUUUAUUGUUAUAGAGUUAAAGUUAUGAUGAUGAAUUGUGUAUGCAUUGUUCUCCACUUAUGAAAGACUAAACUGUGUUAAUAAUGUGGUUGAUAUAGUUUGUGGUGUUGCUUGAUGUGUCACUGAGACUUGUUAUUUGUUUAUCUUUUUAAUUUUGUUUCUUGUACUGUUAAGAGUACAUAAAUUAUAUUAAGGUUGUUGAGAGUAAUUUUUGUUUCUGAAUAUUUUUUCUCCAAUUUAGUUGUGUAAGUUGUGUGUAUUAAGUAAUAAUUUUUAUUAUCCUUAUUAUGUUUGUUAUAUGUUUCUUUAUUUUUAAACUUGUUGAUUUUACCAGAAUUUUAAAAUAAAUACAUGAAGACUUGUAGAAAUAACUAUAAACUGAGUGACAAUUCUGAGUAUUUGGGUUUUAAUAGGUUUUAAACAAAUUUAUGUAUUUUUUAUAAGAAGACAAUAGCAUUAGUCUCUUGACAUUGGGCAUGUAAGUUAUUUUCAUAAGACAAGAGGACUGAGCCGGUGGAGAUGUGGUUGUCGCCUUUGUGUCUGUAUGGAUUGUCUCUUGUAUCUCUUAGUAUAGUUGUGUUUGUUUCUCUUUUAUUUGAUAGGUAAUAUGUAAACAAAAAUUACUGCUAGUUGUAUUUAUCAGAGUUCGUAACUUACUUUGCUUUUUUGUUUAGGUAUUUCACUGAUCUUGGUUAUCGUUUUUGUCUUCUUCGUAAGCAUUUGUGAAAGUAAGUUUGUAAAUUGUUAAAUAGCUGGCCGUGUAGUUUGUAUUUGUUUAGCUGACUCGAUGUAUGUGUCGUUGAGUUUUAGUUGAGGUGAUUGGUUUGGUAUAUUUGUUUUAAAGUUUAUUUGUAAGAUUAGACAAAAAAAAAAGGUUAUCAUUAAUGAUUCGUUUUUUUUUUUGUGAUUUUAGUUUUUGAUGUUUUGAUUGUUUGAGUUAUUGUGGUUUCUUUUAAGCUGUAAAAUAAAGGUUUGUGUAAAAUUAGUUUAAUAAGUAAGGGAGAUAAAUAGACGACCACAUAUCUUAGGUAGGAAAUAUUUUUGAUUAUUGAUGUUAGCACAAUAUAGACAGUAAUAUAAGGAGAAUUUUGUGUUGAUUGUUUCUCAUAGAUCAAUGGGAAACAGAUAACGACUCGAGUUGUUUCUUUGGUGAGAUCAGAGCCUUGGACAGAACGGAUUUGCCCAACCACAUCUGCGAGUUUAAAUAUCAGUUAUGAUAUCGAAACAUAAUAUAAACUCAGAUGCAAUAUGAUAAUAUACAUGGGAGUUCUGAGUUUGUGUUCGCAAUCACUUGGAGAUUGUCGAACAGUCUAAUCAUGACGGGAGAUUGAUCUCAAGAGCACUCGUGAUGACUUCAUCAAUAAUAGUUGGUGGGAUGAAACAAAUAAUGAAUGGAUGAUCAGUUAUCUUGUACAUGCUUGAGCACCUAGCAACCUCAAAAUGAUCGACUUACACAAUGGAACCGGCUUUCAAAGAUGGAUUGUAAUGAUUAGCCCGUCCGACGGGAAUAAAACCAUGAAUCAUAAAAUCUGCAAAUAAUAUUAUUCAACAAAGAAUCAGAAAAUCAAUUAAAUACAAUUAUGUUAAAUGUGUUAUAGAUCAAAGAUUAACUUACAUUUUAAUCAAGGAAGAGAACUGUGAUUCCCAUAAAUUCAUCAAGGAAGAGACCCGUGAUUUCCAUAAACUCAUUGUCUUUCUUGAAGUUCAGGAAAUCCUAGAAGCAGAGGAGGCCAGAGGCCAUACUCUAACUACUACAACCAAGACGGAGAGACUCAAAGAUUGAGUGACGGACGCCGGGGACGCCGGUAGGCUUGGGCAUUCGGGGUCCCAAUCGGGUUUCGGUUUUGUCCAAUCAGGUCUUUGUUUUUCGGGUUUAUCAAAAUCAGCCCCAUUCGGAUUAUAUAAAAAUUCGGUUCGGGAUCGGUUCGGGUUUUAUCGGGUUCGGAUCGGGGUUAGUAAAUCUUCAAAGAACCGGUACAAUCCGGUGUACUUUCGGGUUUUGGGUUCCAACCGGUUCUUCGGUUUUAAAGUACUUGAUCUAUACAUAUUUUGUAACCAAAACAUAAGUAAAAUCGGUUCUUCGGGUUUAAAGUACUUGAUUUGUACCUAUUUUGUAACUAAAAUAUAAGUAAAAUCGAUUCCGAAAUAAGAAAAAAACAUCAAACAUGAUCAUUCAAAGUCAAACGAAAGGUAUACGUUGUUAUUGAUAGAAAGAAAACCAAUAAAUGAAAUCAUAAAACGAAAAAUUAAGUUCUCAUGAAAUGAAAAAAAUUAUUCAAUGAAAAUAAAACCAAAAUCUAAAAAUUUCAAGCCUCAACCGCCACUUUCAACCAUCAAUCUUCAUGUAGUAGAUAGUUAUUGUAGAUGUUUAAUAAUAUCUUAGUGUAUUUUGGCUACAUAUCAGGAAUUGAGAUCAUGUUUGGUACAAGUUCUUUUUGGUAUUUUGAACGUUUCAGGUUUUAUCAGAUAUCCAUUUAAUUUCGAGUUCGGUUCGGAUCAUACCCAUAACCCGAAAUAUCAUAAAACAAGAUCCAUUCGGUAUUUAUGUCGGGUUCGGAUUGGUUCGGAUUUAUUUUUAUCGGAUCGGGUUCAGUUUAUUUUCCUAGCCCUAGACGCCGGUUUGAAGAACUGGAGAGGUAGAGAGAGAAUUUUUCUAGAAAAUGGUUAAAGCUAAGAGGAAUCAAUCAAUUUUGUGGAGAUGCAGAUUGGGUUCAUAAAAGAUGAGAACCAUAUAUAUAGGACUUACAAAGGGAUUACAAAUCAGGAACAUUUAUGAUCAAACGAUUUAAGAUGGAGAGAUGAAGAUUUCACCAGUGAAAAAAUAGAUUACGAACAGACACAAAACGCAACUUUGUAACUCAGACUUGUCUAGACAAUGAUGAAAAGAAUCAUAACUCAUGUUAAACGACGACAGUUUAUAAUAUGUGAAAACUAUAAUUGUUGCAAACUUAAGGCUUGUUUUCAUAUAAUGUGAUGAAUCACAUUUAAAAAUAAAACCCAUAAUACAGUUAUAGACCCGGUCCUCAAAGGAAGCCAAAGAAAUCAAGGGAUUCUGAUAUUCAUAAAUAUAUAUUAGUUUCGACCAUCAAUAUAUAAAAUAUAAUUUAGUUUAGUGGUAUAAAUGUUCGUGUUUAUAUCUUAAUAAUUCGGAUUCGAACUAUAGACUUGAUACUUUUUCUCACUUUUUAAAAAUGAGGUAUACAAAAUGCUGAUGUGGCAAAGUACCUCAUUAUAAUGUUGAUUUAUCACGUUUGCUUAUGUUUUUUUUUUUUUUGAACUGCACGUUUGCUUAUGUUUUACAUGGUAAUAUACAUCCAAAGCGUUUUUGCAUAUAAAUUACAUAGCUAUCCAAAACUCUGAUUAAAUCGUACAAAGUUGAAACUUGAAAGAAAAGUAUUAACGUACAAAAAUAUAUAAACGUAAAACUAAAGCAAUAAAUGAAAGAAAAUCUUAAUAAAAUUGCUCUCUCUUCUCUCUAGAGAAUAUUCCUCUCUAGAGCCUUGGACCAUCUUUCUUGGUUAAUUCAACAAGAAAGAUCUUUGUCUUUUCAUUCCUGGAUCCUAAUUCCCUUAUCCGAUUAUCAUAUCCCUUUCUCUCAAAACCUUAAAAUCUGAACCAUCAUGUCUUCAGAGAUGGAUAACGCCCUUUUAGCCCUCUCUUUGAAAGAUGAUGAUGAUGCUCCUUUUAACCUUCCUGAUUUUCCUCAAUUCUACGCCACAGAAAGAAAUGCAUGCAGCUUGAUAGGUCGUCUCCUUAACCCAAGAUUUCAGAACAUGGCUAAUCUGAUUCUAGACAUGCCAAGGAAGUGGCAAAAGGUUAAUCGGGUUAGAGGUAUCGCUCUCACCAAAGAAAGAUUCCAGUUCAUCUUUUCGCAUGCAAAUGAUCUUCAAGAUGUUCUCGACAAAGGCAUGCAAACUCACAAUGACUGGGGAUUAGCUAUAGAAAGAUGGGUUGAAACACCUCCUCCGGGCUAUCUUCAAUCAGUAUCAAUAUGGGUCAGAAUAAGCAACAUCCCGGUUAACCACUAUACAAAGCCAGCCAUCACAGAGCUAGGAGAACUAAUUGGUCAUGUUGAAGUGGUCGCUUUUGAUCCUGAAAAAUCUCAAAGGCAAGACUAUGUUCGUGUGAAGAUCAAUAUCGAAGUUACCAAGCCUCUCAAGAAAUCAAGGGUUCUCAACCUACCGGGCGGAGGUCAAACUACCAUCUACUAUUUCUAUGAAAAAGUCCAGAAAAGAUGCACGGAAUGUCAACGGCUCACACAUGCAAAGGAACAUUGUCCUCUCCUAGCCUACAAACAGAACAUGCGUGCGGUGGAAGCAACUAAAAACCGUCUCUCUCCUUCUACUUCCAACCAUACCUUCCUCUCUGAAGGUGAUCCUCUGUUUGGAGUCCUACAUGAGGACCAAGUUGGUAUUAAUCCUCUCUCCGGUCGUCCUCGCAUUGCUCCGGAGAUUCUUCAAGAAAUGCGGAAUUACCUCCUUGCCUCAAGUAAAGAAGAGAGGCAUGUUAGGGAGCAGAGAGUGAUUUUCUCGGUGAAAGAAGCUGAGAAAAACCCUAUUACCCAAAAGGCGAUGUUACAACUCAUUCCACCGCCGAUCUUCACUACGAACCUUGAUAAGGGUAAAGGAAUAGUCUUUGAUUUUGAGAAAGCUUCCAGUGAACCUGAAACUAACUCUCAACCUCAGAAGCUUAUGGCAUCGGCAAUAUCUGCAGGACAAUUAUUGAAUAACCCUAUCAAUAAUGUCUUCUGUAGGCUCUCAUUGCCCCCUGUUCUAAUGCCCUCAACUCAGAUUUCAAACCUCUCCUUCUCUGGUGGUUCAAACAUCUCAAUACCGACUGAGAAGCCAAAAAGGAAGAGUGGAAGAUACAAAAGGAUUCCUAAAACUCCUAAGAAGAUGACAAAGGCUACAGACGAGACUAUGGCUUCUACUUCGGAAGUAGUGAUUCCUAGCAAAAAACGUAAAGCCGAAAAUGAUCUCUUUGGAUCUUUCAGGACAGAUAAGAAGAAUGCUCAGAACUCACCUCAAGAUGGUCUGCUCAAAAACAAAGAAGGUUUUCAAUUGGUUGUUGCAUCCAAGGCUGCCAAAGGCAAUGCAUCAGAGAUGGUCCCGCAUGAGGGACCGUCCAAACCUUGAUGAGCUUCAUCAGCUGGAACUGCCGGGGCUUGGGAGAUCCUCAUGGCCUGACAGUUCAACGCCUCACGGAACUAAGACGUACUUACUUCCCUGAGGUGCUUUUUUUAAUGGAAACUAUGAAUGCUCGGAACUCUCUAGUAGAUAUGCAAUGUUGGUUAGGCUAUGAUCAUGUCUACACUGUUGACCCGGUAAAUACUUGGGGGGGUCUUGCUUUUUUUUGGAAGAACAGUGUUGGGGUGGAUAUUUUGUAUGCGAACAAGAAUGUUAUGGAUAUUAAAAUCAUGUAUGAAGAUAAGUGUUUCUAUGUCUCGUGUGUUUAUGGCAACCCAACUAUAAGUCUGCGACAUCUUGUUUGGGAGCGUUUGAUUAGAUUCAGUAUCAAUAGGGAUAGUAGUUGGUGCAUGUUUGGAGAUUUUAACGAAAUUUUAAAUAAUUCUGAGAAGAUUGGGGGUCCAAGAAGAAGCGCCUCCACCUUUCAAGAAUUUUCCGAAAUGCUAGAAAUAUGUGGCAUGAUAGAACUUCCAAGUUCGGGAAACCCCUUCACAUGGAGUGGAAAGAGAGGUAAUCUUUGGAUUCAGAGUAGACUUGACAGAGCUUUUGGGAACCAGAAAUGGUUUGAUCAAUUUCCGGCUUCAAACCAAGCCUUUCUUGAUAAAAGAGGCUCUGACCAUCGCCCUGUUUUGAUCAAGUUAAUUUCCUCUCAAGACUCUUACAGAGGUUCUUUCAAGUUUGACAAAAGAUUUUUCCAAAAACCCUUAGUUUUUGAAACCAUCAACCAAGCGUGGAACUCUUCUUCUCCAAAUUCAAACAUCAACAUUGCCUCUCGUAUCAGAUUUUGUAGACAGGCGUUAAGUAGAUGGAAGAAAGAGAAUGUCUCCAACUCCAAAUUAAGGAUUUCGAAGAUUCAAGUGGAACUUGAACAAGAACAGUCUUCGAUGAAUCCUUCUUUCCCAAGAAUGGAAAAUCUCACCAAAUCCUUAGUCAAGGCUUAUAAAGAGGAGGAAAAUUUCUGGAAACAAAAGUGUAAGGAUGAUUGGAUCCUUUAUGGUGACGGAAAUACAAAAAAUUUUCAUGCUGCUGUCCAAGUUGCGAGAUCAAGAAAUGAGAUCGUUAAACUUCAAGACAGCAAUGGGAUUUUUCAACGUUCUGAAGCUUCUAAAGGUCAAGUAGCCAUCAACUACUUCAGUAACCUUUUCAAAUCUACCAACUCGGUGGAUUACUCUGACCUUCUCAGAGACUUACCGGUAAGAGUCUCAAAUAAUAUGAACAUGAUCCUCACAAGGAAGAUCACCAAAGAGGAGGUUAAGGAAGCGGUUUUUUCAAUCAAACCUGAUAGUGCUCCUGGAGCUGAUGGGAUGUCAGGUUUUUUCUUUCAAAAAUAUUGGGAGAUAGUUGGAGAUCAACUUACUAAAGAAGUUCUUUUAUUUUUUGAGACGGGUGAUAUGCCCUCUGAUUGGAACUACACACAGAUUUGUCUGAUUCCAAAGAAGACAACUGCUUCGGUUAUGACUGAUUUGAGACCUAUCAGCUUAUGUACGGUUAUGUACAAGACCAUUUCCAAGAUUCUAGCCUCAAGACUUCAAUGUUUUCUUCCUGAGAUAGUAUCACCGACUCAAUCAGCUUUUGUUUCAGAUAGACUCAUAUCUGAUAACAUUAUUUUGGCUCAUGAAGCAGUCCAUAGUCUCCGAACUCAUGAAGUGAUCUCAAAAUCCUACAUGGCUGCAAAAACGGAUAUGUCAAAAGCUUUUGACAGAGUGGAAUGGAAUUACCUUCAGUGGCGGAGCUACGUUAGUGGAGAGGGGGGCAGCUGCCCCAGAUAAAACAAAAUAUUUAUCAAAAUCGUUAAGUAAUUAACCAAAGCUUCGCUAGAUCAGUUUAUCUUGCCCCCGUUGAAAUUUUCUUCCUGCCCCCACCAAACCUUCGUUCAAGCCUCACAUCUCACCAUUUCAUUUUUUUUAAUCUCAUAUUUAUCAGUUGUAAUAAAUUAUUGAUACUUUCCUAUUUUGCAUGUACACUAAUAUCCGUAACAAAAUAUUCAAUGCAUUUUUGUAUUUUAUUUAAA